AUGGCGACCAAAGAUUCUCCUAUGGAGCUGCACGAAAUCACCUCCGAAUCGGAAGAAUCCGAUCCGGUUUACGACUGGGAAGAUUCGGGAGAAGACCCCGAUUACGACGUGCUCGAAGAAACUCAUACCAAAUUCUCAAACCUCUCAGUUAAGCACAAGGCAAAAGCGCGCGUUGUCGAAGCGACGGUUCGAGGUGAGGAAGUGGUGGAGAUCACUGCAUCUGUAAAUGAUGGAGAGAAUUUUGGAAAAGUUCAAAAGUUAAUCGAAGAGGGAUUGCUGACGAAAUUGAAAGUGGAUGAAUGCAAGUUGUAUUUGAGGAAGAAUGGUCUGAGGCUAACUGGAAACAAGGACACACUUAUACAACGCAUAAGGGAGCACUUAGACAUUUUAAAUGGAGGGGAGAAGAAGUAUCCGCCUUCUAGCUUUGUGUUGAAUUGCAAAGGUGAUGCAUGCACUGGUGAUGUUGUUUUGUUUGAGCAAAAUGUCUAUGAAAUGUUCAACAUCGCAUCCAGGAGUGCCAGUGGUCCACCUUGUGGUAAAAGAAUUGUUGCAGGCCGCAUAGUGAAAGAAAGUUAUGGUACCGCUAAACAACAGCAUACAUUUACGAUUGAAGUACUCUGGAGUAAAGGAGAAAAGCCUCUCCCUCCCCUUUACCCCCUACUGAUUAAGGGUCGAAACCUUUAUAGGCUGAAGACUUUUAGACAGAAAUGGGAGGAUGAAGCAAAGAGGCAGAGAAUAUUGAUGGAAAAACACUCAAGGGGAUCUCUUGCUAGGGCAGAUAGAGAAGCAAGGAUACAAGAAAAGGAGAAGCGGAAAAAUACCAAGGAAAACAGGGUCUCCAUAAAGGAAGGAAGGAACCAAUGUCAAUCAAAUUCACAGGUUACUAGGUCACAAUAUCAAUCUCAAGGAACAAAUAAACUCAAUAAUCCAGAAAAACCAGAAUUUCCAUCUCGAAGUUCAGGUUUAUCUGCCAAUGUAAUGAACGGAACAUCCUCUAUUGUAAAUAAUCCAGCAGCUCCGGUAUUUGACCAAUUGCCAAUAUUAGGAAGAACAUUAUUUGCUGUUCACAAUAUGCAUAAUCAGCAAGCUUGGAAUCGCACAGGUCACUUCAAUACUUUUGAUAUUGGUCAUGUGAGGGGAUCUGAUCUUGGUGCAAACUAUAAUUAUGCAGACCCCCAUUUCAGAGAAAACCUGAAAUACCACUCUAACAUGGCUGAGAAGACAACUGGAUUUACAAUGGGAACUCAUCAUAGGAUACCUUUGGCAAAUGCAAACCACCCUCACCCAUUGAUGGCCCCCAACAGAGAAAACCAUAAGCCCAAUCAGGUGUGUAGACAUUACUCCCUUGGUAGGUGCUAUUUUGGCGACAACUGCAAAUUCUUACAUGAUUUUAGACCAAGGGAAUAA
Messenger RNA from Sphenostylis stenocarpa, 1407 nucleotides. Lineage: Eukaryota; Viridiplantae; Streptophyta; Magnoliopsida; Fabales; Fabaceae. The record is from the annotation of a GenBank genome assembly.